CCUAUCUUCUCCCCGUGCAUUCUAAAUGGACCGCCAUGGAAUCUUUGAGUGCUCUUCUCUUCAUUAUUCUCAUCAACACCACCUUACCCCACAGAACUUGCUCUCCUCAACGCACAAAGUACAGCUCCUGCCUCCUGCGAACCCAGAACAUGCAGCAGCGUCGGCACUUCCAUCAGAGCAGUUAUUUGAUUUCAGUAUUUAUUUAGCGCAUCAGCCAAAUUUUAUGAUCGCUACCUAACCCCCUCCCUCCCUGAUUCAACUCUCUUACUUCCGAUAGUCCCACUCGAUUCAAAUCUCUCAGAAGAACACCAUCCCGGUAAUCAUUUUAAUUUGUCUGCUGUUAAAUAAUGGCGGAAGUCGCCAAACAGGCACGGCGGAAGCAUCUGAUCCAGCUUCAAGCCCACCCUCUCCGAACCAAGGCAAUCACUCCGGGCGUCUUGGCUAGAACCAGUAGUUUGAUUGCUCAGAAAAUUUCUGGGUCGAAGAAGAUUCUACUCCGAAAAUUGGUUCUUUUCAUG
Molecule: messenger RNA, 518 nt
Organism: Linum tenue
Lineage: Eukaryota; Viridiplantae; Streptophyta; Magnoliopsida; Malpighiales; Linaceae
Source: the annotation of a GenBank genome assembly